Epinephelus moara (kelp grouper) is the source of this 2644-nucleotide messenger RNA. RefSeq names its product myoglobin-like. NCBI's taxonomy places the organism in Eukaryota, Metazoa, Chordata, Actinopteri, Perciformes, Serranidae. The coding region runs from base 1785 to 2270 and encodes 161 amino acids. Gene Ontology annotation, cellular component: extracellular exosome. The record is from RefSeq and is a predicted model, not a curated record. Gene Ontology annotation, molecular function: oxygen binding; heme binding. Gene Ontology annotation, biological process: oxygen transport. The transcript is spliced from 4 exons.
UUAAGUCACAUUAUUUAACAUAAUUAUUAAUUAUUAAUAAUAAUUAUUAAUUAUUUCCGAUAGCCAAUUUAACCCCAACAUAUUUGGUGCCUCCGUGUGAAGCCUAAGGUGUUGACCCCAACAUUUUUGGUGCCGCCAUGUGAGAUGAAUAUAUGUUGAUUCACAACAGGUGAUAUAGUGAUAUGUGAAACUAGACAAGCUUAGGCAUCCCUCGGUUCCAGUCAUGUUGACGUGGGCUAAACAACGCUGCUUUUGGCGAGGGAAAAACUGUCAUGACUAAUUUGAGCACUGAAAAUGUAUGAUGACUUACUGUAAAUGUGUAAAAAGAGAGUGAAAGUGCUGGUAUUUGUGUUUUCAUUCACAUUCAUGGACUCCUUAUUGUCCUUCAAGUUUAUGCCUUAACAAUGUUUGGUUGUAUGACAGAUAAUCGCCAUGAUAAUAACCUAACUAUGAAUAGCAUUUGUGUGUGUGUGUGUGUGUGUGUGUGUGUGUUAGUACAUGCAUGCAGACGUGACACCAGGCACAGUGCCUCCAGUCACUGGCGGGGGGGAGUCUGAAGUCUGACCAACUGUUGACAGAACAGAGGUCAGAACACUUACAGAUAUUCAACAGGACAGAGGACUCGGGUCUAAUCUGUGAAACACAGGACAUUAUUUUCAUUUUAAAUGAGGAACAGUCAAGGGGCUGGUACCACAUGUAUUCUUGAUUUUCUAAAAUCUACAAAGUGAUAUUUUAAAGCUAUAGUGCAUAACUUCUACAGGUCCAUAAAUGUCCGUUUCACCCAAGCCACUACUAGAGGAGAUGACACAAUGCUGAUUAAGCCGAUUGGCUCCUCUAACAUCUCGCGGUAUUUUUCAAUAUAUAUCAUUUUUAGUUUGUGGGUCGACCGGCGACAUUCCCGCGCUGGCACACAGGAAAUGCUUCCUCACAACAAGAAGGGUGGGGGAGGAAGAGCGGAGAGUGUCAUUGCAAGAGGUAGAGCACAGGUAGAAAGAGAAAGCAACAUGGCGGAGAAGCGGCCGAGACACAGUUCAGAAGUGGAUCCUACCACAAAGGCAAGUGUUACUCUGUGUACAUGGAAGUGCCGCCGGGCUUAUUAGUUGUAAUAACGCAUUAUCCGCUGGGAGGCGACAGAAGUUACGCACUAUAGCUUUAAUAUACAUCUUGGAUCAUGAAAUGUUUGUCUCCUUAGCUUGGAUGCUCAGUGGCACUAUACAGCUGAGAGUGGGGUUGGGUCAUAUAGUUAAAAAUCAUUGUUCUAUCAUUAUUAUUUUCAGCAUCACUAUUUCAACAAGAUUUUUUUGCAAUUUGCAGUUGUCCCAGGGGAGCAGCCAGACCCAAAUAACCCCAAUGACAUGACUUAAAAGGAGCUUGAAUGGCUCACCCAGUAUGGGGAAACUGGAGCCCUGUUCUGGAGCCAGACCUGGGGGCAGCUGGCCGGCGAGCAUCUGGUGGCUGGGCUUUGGGCCAUGGGGCUUAGCCUGAACAAACAUCAUGGAGCCGCUGCACUGUGGGCCCACCAUCCACAGGGAUAGGCAUUGGGGCCAGGAACCCUGGCACACCGACCCCUGGCAUUGACAACCAGCUCUAGGGACAUGGAAUGUUACCUCUUUGGUGGAGAAGGAAGUGGAGUUGGUACAGAAGGUGGAACGGUACCAACUAGAUAUAGCUGAGCUCAGCUCUAUAUACAAUUGCAUAUACAAUUACCGAUGUCAGUCUCACUCUGCAUGUGUGUAUGUGUGUCAUUUGACAGAUCGUGAGCUGGGACUUUGAGGUGCACAUGGAUGUUGUUCUGUAGUGUACACGUCUCUUCAUCUCCUCAGACCAUGGCUGACUAUGGCAUAUUGGUUAAACAUUGGGGUAAAGUGGAGGCAGACUACGAUGGCCACGGGAGCCUGUUUAUGACCCGUUUAUUCAAGAAGCACCCAGAUACCCAGAAGAUGUUCCCCAAGUUUGCUGACAUCGCCCAGGCUGACAUGGCUAGUAAUGCACAUGUUACUGCCCUGGGUUCUGCCGUGCUUAAGAAACUGGGUGAGGUGCUGAAGGCCGAAGGCAACCACGCUGCCAUCCUCAAACCUGUGGCCAAAAGCCAUGCAGAGAAGCUCAAGAUCCCAUUUGAUAAACUUCAGUUGCUGAUCGAUGUGGCUGCUGAAAUCAUAAAGGAGAGGGCAGAACUGGAUGCCGAUGGGCAGCAAGCCCUGAAGGGAAUGAUGGCUGUUGUCCAUGCCGACUUCAAGGCCACCUACAAAGAGCUGGGCCUCAUCACCUGAAGAUGAAAAUCAUAUCAAAGUCAUGUAAGACGCAGAUGAGAGACAAAAAAAUUAUUAUUAUUUUUUUUUUAUCUUUGGUAAACAACUAUUCUGCAAUGAAAUGAAAUUUAUUACAGCACCACCGUAAAUUACAUCCUUAAAUAAUACUAUGAAGAUCAUAAAGAACAGAAUGCAUCUUUUAUUGCAGCAUUAUUGUGUUGAAUUCUGUGUAAUGGUGUAGGUUUUUCUGUUACUGUAUCCACUCCUAACUGUAACUGUAACUGUUUUUAUUACAGUUAAAUGAGGUUGAUAUUUUUGCUGGGAGUCUUGACUAACAACAAAACUGUAAACCUUUUCAAUAUAUUACCAAUAAAAUUCUGUCACUCUGCUCUGCU